AUGAAGAGACAGGAGUAUCAGGAGGUCUUUGGCAAGCAUCUGGUGCCGUAUUGGGAACCAGGCUACACGCAAAUGCAGGACAAUGACCGCAUCCACCUUAGCUGGUCGACAAAGCAGUUCCUUGAAAGGCAAAGAAUUGCUACCCUGGACUUGGCUGCAUGCUCCUUUGAUUUGAAUCUGAUAGAUAACGUGUGGGGCUUUCUGGUUCGUGAAUUACACUGCAACAGCAAGCAGUAUAUUGCAGUAACCGAGCUCAAAGAGGCUCUUUUCCGAUUGUGGAGCAAUAUUAGCCAUAAGAGGUUAAAAAAGCUAGCCCAGAGUAUUCCCGGCUAUCUAAAUGACGUUAUUGAAGCCUCAGGAAACGUAGCUAAACAUUAG
Molecule: messenger RNA, 378 nt
Organism: Bursaphelenchus xylophilus (pine wood nematode)
Lineage: Eukaryota; Metazoa; Nematoda; Chromadorea; Rhabditida; Aphelenchoididae
Source: the annotation of a GenBank genome assembly